AUGCGGAUCCGGGGUGAUGAAAACGCGUUGCCCAUUAAUCGCAAUGGCAAAACGCUUCACCACCGCAACAAGUCCAGCCCGGCUCUCUCUUCACUCGCUCGGGGUGAAGGGCCAAGGGAGCCAUUGAAGCGAGCAGCAUUGGGGAACGUCAGCAAUACAGCCAACUCCCUUCGACUGGCUAAGGAUGAUAACUUUAUCUCCAACGCGAAGGAGAAGUCGAAACCUGCGGAGAAGCUGACUACGCUCACCCGACCGGUCCAACGAGCGUCCCAAAUCCUCGCAACUAAAGUACCGAACAAGAAUAAUACCAUUGAUGCAGCAGGUGCCCUUGUCAGGACGGCCGCUUUGGAUGCGCUUCCCGUGAACCCUCGAAAACCGCCGGUGAGACGCAAUACCGUUUUUCAGGACUCCAUUCUACCUCCUCUGGUCGAGUCGACGGCCUCGAUUACCGAUGGAAAUCAGCCCCCGGCGCCAGAAAAAUUAGACUCUAAGUCUAAGAGCCCUACGACCUCACAUGAUCAGCAUGACUGUUCUAUUCACAGUCAAGAACAUCAAGAUGGGGAUUCUGUGCUAGAUGGUGCAUAUGGUCUCCAAAAGAUCGAGGGAGUUUACAUUGAAGAUAAUGGGGAGAUCAAGAUCUACAAUCCAACCAAGCCGACAGCUUGUAUCCCGGGAAAACUGUCGACUGAACCUCAGUCAACUGUGCUUCCUCUAGAUAGUGAGAGUGCUCAAGACAAAUGCACUGCUGGGCUUAUUGAAAGCCUUUCUGCAGAAGAGGCCAUGGCAGCUUAUGGUCAUCAUGAUCCAGCAUCCGAUCCUGAAGAAUCCUGGUAUGACGAUAAUGAAAAUUUUGUUGAUGAUGGCUCUAUGCCACCUCGUUCUCAUUUUUACGGCACCGACAAUACAACUGUGGGCACCACUGCCAUUCUAUUUCCAGAGUUCACUGCAAAUGAAAAGCGAGACCUAGCCUUUGCGAAAAAAUUCGUCGAGUCUACCCGCACUGCCCAAGACUAUGAAGACGAAUGUUUUGAUCCCACCAUGGUCGCCGAAUAUGGAGACGAGAUCUUUGACUACAUGAGAAAACUUGAGGUUAAACUGAUGCCAAACCCUCAUUAUAUGGAUAAUCAAGCUGAGAUUCAAUGGUCCAUGCGCUCCGUCCUUAUGGAUUGGAUCGUUCAAGUCCAUCUCCGAUUUAAUCUCCUUCCCGAAACGCUUUUCCUUUGCGUUAAUUAUAUCGAUCGGUUCCUUUCUUCCAAGAUCGUCUCGCUUGGAAAGCUUCAGCUGGUCGGCGCUACGGCUAUUUUCAUUGCUGCGAAAUACGAGGAAAUCAACUGCCCAUCCGUUCAGGAGAUUGUCUAUAUGGUGGACAACACUUAUACCGCCGAGGAAAUUUUAAAGGCCGAACGCUUCAUGCUCAGCUUACUUCAAUUUGAGCUUGGAUGGCCAGGCCCGAUGAAUUUUCUUCGCCGAAUCAGCAAGGCAGAUGAUUACGAUCUAGAGACUCGAACUCUCGCCAAAUACUUCCUUGAGAUAACUAUUAUGGAUGAGAGAUUUAUUGGCUGCCCUCCAAGUUUUCUUGCGGCAGGCGCACACUGUCUUGCGAGGCUAAUGCUAAGAAAGGGUGAUUGGGGUGCGACUCACGUCUAUUAUUCGAACUAUACUCCUUCUCAGCUCUACCCCCUGGUUUCACUUAUGCUUGAGUGCUGCGACAUCCCGCAGAGGCACCAUCCUGCGAUAUAUGAAAAGUACUCCGAUCGUCGAUUCAAACGCGCUUCUUGUUUCGUCGAAAGCGAAAUCCUGAGCGGCUUCCAACUUCCUAACAAACCCAGGGUUCCCUCUGCGAACCGUCUCCUUCACAUUCAUAACCGCGCGUCGGCGGCUCGACGUACUUGA
Uncinocarpus reesii 1704 is the source of this 1893-nucleotide messenger RNA. RefSeq names its product G2/mitotic-specific cyclin 3. Bases 1 to 1893 code for a protein of 630 amino acids. Gene Ontology annotation, molecular function: cyclin-dependent protein serine/threonine kinase regulator activity. Gene Ontology annotation, biological process: regulation of cyclin-dependent protein serine/threonine kinase activity; mitotic cell cycle phase transition. Gene Ontology annotation, cellular component: nucleus; cyclin-dependent protein kinase holoenzyme complex; cytoplasm. NCBI's taxonomy places the organism in Eukaryota, Fungi, Ascomycota, Eurotiomycetes, Onygenales, Onygenaceae. The record is from RefSeq and is a predicted model, not a curated record. The transcript has 3 exons.